AUUCUAAUGUCAUUAAUGUUUAUAUGAAAUGUCGCGGUGUUUUCAAAAUUAAUUAGAAAAUAUCAUAAAAUUUUAUUGUUAAUUAUUAAGGAAAACACUGUAUUAAAUGAUUACUUGAGACGAAUUAUGAUAUUUUGUAUUAAUUUUAUUAAAUUAUGAUUUUAAUGUGAACAAAAUCUGUUGUCAAUUUGAAUGAAAGGAUUUACGAAAUAUUUCAUAUGGAUUUGAUGUGUAAAGAGCUUAUUACUAAAUUGAAAGUAUAAAAGAACCUGAGUAUGAAUGCUGAAGAGGCGAAGGUGCCUGAUACCGAAGGAGACUGGCGUUCUAUCGAGAUAUUCUUGUUCUCCAACGGACAGCAGUUCUCACCGCCGAGGAAAUAUCACUUGGACGCUGACGAGCUCAACUGGUGGGAGGCAACAUUGAACCAAUUGGCACAAUCUCAUUAUGGAAUACAACAACCCCAAAUAUAUUUGUACACAAUAGACGGUCACCAGGUGGAGGGUCCACUAGAGCUCAAGGAUGGCCAUGCUUAUGUUGCUGUACAACCACCUGAGGAGUUCAUCGAUGCUGGCUAUCAGAAAUACCUUCUAAAAGCUUCGAGGUCCUGGGAAAAGCGGCAAGCAAAAAAGAGAGCUGGUUGUUGCUACGAGGAUUGUACCGGCUAUCCAAAGGAUCUUGACAGAGUGGAUUCCUUUGAGCCUUUAAUCCCUGCUACUAAACAUCCGGACUGGAAAUCACAAGAUGGAAACUACGAGACAACCGUACGUCCCAGACCCGAAACAGGCACUUAUGACCCCAGUGACUAUGGAAGCGUGCUUAGCAAGUCUGGAACUCUAAGUCAGCCUGAAUCAAACAAGGUCUACGAAAGUGACCCCUAUGACAAUAAACCGUCUAAACAUGACUCAGGUACAGACUUGAGAAGAGAUAAUGACAAUUCUAGUAGGGCUAGUAACCAAAAACCCAGUCUCCCUAGACCCAUGAACACUGAUGCAGUUCAGGAGACUGACUAUCAUGGCGAAUCAGAUAAUGUUGAGCCUUGGAGAAGUAAAAUUGCCCCAAAAACAAAACCAGAUUUAAAAGGAAAGGAACAAAGUGUACUGGAAGGAUUUCACGCCGGACCUGAACGUAUACUCGGAUCGAUGGACCGUGGAUUUCAACAAAGAAAUUAUGAUAAAACUGUGGAAGAUUACGAUUCAGAAGAAAGCGGUCCCGGUUCAAUGUACACUCACGGCACAUGGUCAUUUACUCAAAAACCUAGAUCAAGUGAUUAUGGAAGUAAAAUUGGCCAACAAAAAACUAGAUGGGGUGAUAAUGGAUCCAAAGAUGUUGGAAAUGUAGAUACACUAAGUAAAGAUAGACCAAGUUUUGGAGAAAACGGUAAACGUGAAAUUAAAAUGGACACGAAUAGGAUCGAAUCUAGUGUGAAUGAACCAUUAUCGACAGAUCUCAGAAAUAAACUAAUUGAACUAGAAAAUAUUCCAGAUGAUCAAACAUUUUUAACUGCUGAACAAUUAAAUACAGUAAUGGGAAAUUUGGCUAACAAAGAAAAUGCCCGUGAAAACAAAAUGAGGGAAGAAAUACCAGAGAAAAACUACAGUGAUACCAAAGCAAAUGAAUAUAUACGUAAAACAAUUGAUUCGAGAGAAAGAUCUGCCGAAGCAAGGAACAAAGAAAGUGAUAAAGAUGGUUAUACCCCAAUACGACAAAUAAGUGACCUAUAUAAUAAUGGUCUGAAUGAGUAUAGGGGUCAGCCUAGUAAACACAGAGGUAGUGAAAAUGAAUACAUGCGCAAGUCGAGUCAACAGAAACCUAGAAAUGGAACGCACGAAAACACAGCAGGAGAACCAAAAAGCCCAAUUAAUGAAAAUAUUAAUGAGAGGAGGACGAGUGAAUUACAAAACAACGGUAAUGAGUAUAAAGGUCAACCUACUGCACAAGGAGUCAAUGAAAAUGAAUACAUACGUCGUUUAAGUCAACUGAAACCUGGAAAUGGAAACAUAGCAGAAGAAUCAAGAAGUUUAGAAAAUGAAAAUGUGAGUGAGUAUCAAAAGAAAUAUGGACGGAGAAUGAGUGAAUCAAAUAGCAAGGGCCCUGAGAAUAGAAGUCGAUCUAGUGAAAAGAGAGGCAGCGAAAAUGAAUACAUACCCAAUCUGAGUCAACAAAAACCUAGAAAUGGAAAGAACGAUACCAAAAUAGGAGAACCAAGAAGCUUAGAUAAUGAAAAUAUAAGUGAAUAUACUAAUAUGACAAAAAAUAAAAAUGAUCGGAGAAUGAGUGAACGGGAAAGCAAAGAACUUGAGUAUAAAGGUCGUCCUAGCGUACAGAAAGACACUGAAAAUGAAUAUUUACCCAAAUCGAGUCAACAAUCUAGAAACGAAAGCAAAGUAGAAGAACCAAGAAGCUCAAUUGUAAGUGAAUAUCAAAGUGAAUACACGGAAAAACUAUUUGACCGUAGAAUGAAUGAACUGAAAAGAGAUGAUCUUGAUUAUGGUAUAGGUCAAGCUGAUGAACUGUGCAAUGAAUGCAAUUUUGAUAUGGAUAGUGAAUACAAAUGCUACAUAAAGAAAUGCACACCCAAAUCGAGCCAUCAGAAUCCUAGAAACGGAAGUAAAGUACAAGAACCAAGAAGCUCGCCUAAUGAAAAUAUAAGUAAAAAGAAUAGUGAAUCCAAUGACCGGAGAAUGAGUGCACUGAAAAGAGAUGGUCUAGAUCAUAAAGGUCAGCCUGAACAGAGAUACAAUGAAAAUGAAUACAUAUUCAAGUCGAGUCAACAGAAACUCAGAAACGGAAUGACUGGAAGCAAAAUAGAAGAACCAAGAAGCUCACUUAAUGACAAUAUUAGUAGAUACAGUGAAUACAGUAACGCAGAAAAUAAAUUUGACCGCAGAAUGAGUGAACUGAAAAGAGAUGGUAUUGAUCAUAAACGUCAGGCUAGUGAACAGAGAGGCAGUAAAAUAGAAAACAUACCCAAGUCUAGUCAACAGAAACCUAGAAACGGAAUGAACGGGAAAAAAGUGGAAGAACCAAGAAAUUCAGUUAAUAAAAACAAAAAUGAAAACAAUAACGCAGAAAAUAAAUUUGAACGAAGAGUAAGUGAUCUGAAAAGCAAUGGUAAUGGAUAUAGAGGCCAUAGAGAGGUUAGCAAUCAGAGAGGUAGAGAAAAUGAAACUGCACAAAAAUCAAAUCAACAGAAUAAAACAGAACAUAAAAAUGAGCGAAAAAUUAGUGAUUUGAAAACCAAUGGUAUUGGAUAUAAAGGUAUACCUAGUGAACAGAAAGGCAGAGAAAAUGAACACACGCGCAAGCUGAGUCUACAGAAAACUAGAAACGGAAUCAAUGGAAGCAAAUUAGGAGAACCGAGAAACUCAAUUAAUGACAAUACAACAAGAUUAAACGAUCCUGAGCGAAAUAAUCGAGUUAGUAUACAGAAAACUAGAAACGGUGAUAAUGGAUCGAAGUUCGGAGAAAAUCACAGCAAAGGUGGUGAUCUUCGGAUCAGGGGUGGCAGUAGUCAAGAUACUGAAAGGAAAAACUCAUUUUUAAAAACAGCUGAUCGUCGUACUAAGCCAAUUACAACUGGAGCGAGAACAAGUCUUAAAGACAAAAUGAAUCCUAAACCUGGAUUGGGAGUACCUCCAGUGCAAGUAGAUGAAUCUGAAACUCCUUUCGGUGAAACUGACAUCAAGGAUAGAUUAGGUGAACCAAAUCCCAUACUAAAUGAUCUUGACAAAAUAACUUUUCAGCCUGCGAAAUUAGACAAUAUAGGAGGAAAUAAUACUACAAUCGUUUCUAAUAUUACUGAAAUACAACAACAACCACGUAAAAGUAACUUAUCGACAGGAAAAUCAUUGAAUCGCUAUCCAAGUGUACAUAAAACUAUAACACAUUGGCCACAAAAUCCGAUUUCCAAUGUACCAAAUGAAUCAGAAGAGAAAUUAGUCACAAAAGAUAAUACAGAUAUCCCCGACUUUGUAUCGGAUCAACUUGAAAAAGAAUACUCAGCACCCAAAUAUCCACUCCAGCUUGUAACUUCACCUGUUGUCACUCCUCCGAUGGUAGAAUUCGCUACCAAGAACACAAAGAAAGCAUCCACGUCAUUUAUAAAAGUUAUAUCAAAUCAAAAAAGUUUAGCUAGAGAUAAUAUUCCUAUCGAAAAUAUGAUUGGCGAUAAAGAAGUUAUUAUUAUCUCUAAAAAUUUAUUAAGAAAUCCAGAAACUGAAAUAGCCUCUAUGAGAUUAGAUUCGGUUAAACACGUUAUUGAUGAUAUUACUGAUGCUUCGAACCAAACGAAAACAGAAGUGGUCACUAUUAGGCGGAGCGUCAUAUCUAUCCCUGUUAGCGAAGGAGUUCAAACGUAUGCUGAAGUAUGUGAUGCAGCGGAGCAGCACGGGCAGGGAGUAGUUGCAUAUAAUACUACAAAAAUGCAGUGGGCAUUCUCUAACUUACCUAGCUUGCAAGGCAGCACGGUCGCUGCUAAUGAGAAAGAAAAUAUUAUAUCAAUAUUAAAUAAGGGUGAUAUAGUCAACUUGAAACUGAACAUUGAAGUUAUAAAUGGAGAUCGGUCAGUGAUAUCAUCCCAAAAUACUACUCGAAAGUCCAGAUCUUUAACAAAUAUAGUUACUACAGAAAAAGGUUCACAGAUAACGAUUGAUGAUGAUUUAUACGAGCAAAGCAAAUCAUUACAAUCAUUACUCAAUGAAGAGACUUGUAAGGGAAGCGGGUUUGAGGGUCAUCCGAAAGUAAUGGUUGUCCAGUGUGCUUGCUGCGACAGACUAAAUAACCAGCUCGCAAGCGAUCUACCAGCUUGCUGUGAAAGUAAAAAGUAUAUCGUCUUGUUACCAAGCUCCCCGCAACAUGGAGAAGAUAGAUGUAAUUGUGAUAGUAUGCGACAGCCACAAGCGUCAACAGUACUGAAUGAUGCAAAACGAAUGAGUAGUGGUAUUCCAAUCAAAAAGACUCAUUCAGAUAUGGCUUUAGAGACUGCUGCAGCUAAAAAGGACCCAGGAAAACUUAUUGCUGUCAUAAACUCCACGUCUCAAACAGAAGAUACUAAAAGUGAAUGUCUAGUGACUAAACAUAAAGUCAGUAUAACUGAAGACAGUCUGAAAUGCGAGUUUAAAAAAGAUAGCGUAUCUCAGAUGUCUAUGGCGAACCAUUCCACUUGCCAUGCACCAACCAGCGCUCAAACUGAUGAUCCGCUUGGUUCCAAAAUGUCCCGCGGAGUACUGAAGCAGUGUCCGCAACUGUGCCCACCAGCAGGUGCUCAAGUACUGAUAGUACAAAACUGUACGCUAGACCAGUCACCAAAGUGUCCGCGAAUGUCACAAAACUGUUCUCCGCCAGUACAAGUGGUAUGUUGUCCACAAACGUGUCCGCAGUCACAAUCACAAAGUGUGCCUGACACAAGUCAGCAGUCCGCUGGUCUAGGCUGUCCGCAAAGAUGUCCACAAACUCAAAACCAGACACCGCAGCAGGAACAGCCAUGUCAAACUUGUAAUCCAGCACAAACACAAGCACCGAAACAAGAAAAAUGUCAACCUUGUCCUGCAGCUCAAACGCAAGCACCGAAACAAGAAAAAUGUCAACCUUGUCCUGCAGCACAAACACAAGCACCGAAACAAGAAAUGUGUCAAACUUGUAACCCAGCACAAACAGCGCCGAUACAAGAAAUGUGUCAAACUUGUAAACAAACACAAGAUGAAGGCUCGCAACCCGAAGCAGCAACAACUCAGCAAGGGCCCCAGAAAGUUUGUCCACCGACAUGUCCCAUGCAGACAAACACAGAAGCUGAUUCACCAGACCAAGUGACCGCUCGCGUCUGCAUGCAAGUGCAGUCCCAGGCAGGCCAGCACGAUGUCUCUCACACGGAGACACAGACGCAGUGGUGCUGUGUUAUGUUGGAAGCUCGACUCCAGGAAGACGGGCGAUAUUCAUUCCAUCUGCCGCCGUUGGAAGUGUUGAAACAAUAUUCUUUUUGAAAAUAUAAAAUAUACAAAUAAU
Molecule: messenger RNA, 6000 nt
Organism: Spodoptera frugiperda (fall armyworm)
Lineage: Eukaryota; Metazoa; Arthropoda; Insecta; Lepidoptera; Noctuidae
Exons: 8
Coding region: 276-5978 (1900 amino acids)
Biological process (GO): intracellular signal transduction
Source: RefSeq, a predicted model, not a curated record